Molecule: messenger RNA, 315 nt
Organism: Rhagoletis zephyria (snowberry fruit fly)
Lineage: Eukaryota; Metazoa; Arthropoda; Insecta; Diptera; Tephritidae
Product: Golgi-associated plant pathogenesis-related protein 1-like
Cellular component (GO): extracellular region
Source: RefSeq, a predicted model, not a curated record
AGUCUCGCACAGCGCCAGAAAAUGGAACACAGCCCCGAUGGCAAAUAUGGCGAAAAUAUUUAUUACAGCAGCGGUCAGCAGGUGACACCUGAAAUGCCUGUGAAAAUGUGGUACGACGAGAUCGCCAAAUAUGACUUUGCCAAGUCGCAAUUCAAUCCGCACACUGGCCAUUUUACACAGCUUAUAUGGCGCGAUACAAAACAAGUGGGCGUGGCCUAUGCUGUGUCUGGUGAAAAGGCUUGGAUUGUUGCCAAUUAUGACCCGCCAGGAAAUGUGAACGGUUUCUUUCGUGAAAAUGUGCCGCCAAAAAAGUGA